This is a messenger RNA of Nerophis ophidion (straightnose pipefish), 2667 nucleotides long. RefSeq names its product WAS/WASL interacting protein family, member 1b (gene wipf1b). The record is from RefSeq and is a predicted model, not a curated record. Lineage: Eukaryota; Metazoa; Chordata; Actinopteri; Syngnathiformes; Syngnathidae. Gene Ontology annotation, molecular function: actin binding. The transcript is spliced from 10 exons. Bases 286 to 1791 code for a protein of 501 amino acids.
GGGGGGAGGAGGAGGAUCAUCUGGCCCCGCCCCUUUGCAGACUUGACCACCGCCUGCGCGCGCAGUCGCACACAAGCCUCCUCAUCGCAUCGGCGAAAGCGCUCCGUGGACGACUAACCGGGCUGCUCCACGCGUGCCGAGCUGCAUGCGGCUGCUGCUGGCCUUUUCGCAUUUUCAUGAGGACGGAACUGAGGUGCUUCUUCGAUUGUCUGCUCAACGUGCUGCUGAUUCUUCUAUGGACGCAGAUUGAGGUGCAGCUUCCGGUGCAGACAGUGUGACGUGGCCAUGCCAGCCCCGCCUCCCCCUCCUCCCCCAGGAGCCCCGCCUCCGCCCACCUUUGCACCCGCUAACACAGAGAGGACGAGCCGCGGGGAGCAGAAAGGAAGAAACGCGCUGUUGUCGGACAUUUGUAAAGGUUCCAAACUCAAAAAGACUGUCACCAAUGACCGCAGUGGACCGAUACUGGACAAUCCCAAAGGUGGAGGGAGUGCAGGAGGAGGAGGAGGAGGAAGUUCAGGCGGAGCCGGAGGCGGUGGAGGUUUUGGUGGCGGGGCCUCUCCUGGUUUAGGGGGCCUCUUUGCAGGAGGGAUGCCAAAACUGCGCUCCUCAGCCAGCCGAGACUCCACUGACUCGACGCCCCCCAGGGGACCGGCGUACCCCCCAAGUCGCUCCAGCGGCCCCAGCCCCUUCAGCAGCGGUGGGCACUCCGGCAGCGCUCCGAAAUUCCCUGGGGCGUCUUCUGUGGUCCGUGGCGGCGUUCCUGACUUCCCCAAGAACCGGACAAAUCUCUCGCCGAGGCAAGACACCCCUGGAGGUCCCCCGCCCGUACCUAACACGCCGCGGCCCAACCAGAACUUCAGCCCCCGCGGAGGGCCGCCGCCUCCUUCCGGACCCAGACCCAGCCCUGGGCCCCCUAGUUUUCCCCCAGGGCGGCACGGACCCCUUCCUCCGCCGCCAGGGGCUCCGAGGCCCGGCUUCUCCACGUCGUCGCCCACGCCAUCCUCCAACAGCAGCAGACCGCCUUUGCCGCCAGCUCCAGGGGGGCGGCCCGCGCUUCCUGACGACCGACCCCUUCCCCCACCGGUCGGGGGUCACCGGCUGUCGAUGCCCCGUGACCUCCCCCCUCCGCCUCCACCCGCCGUCAAUUGCAAACCUCCCUCGUCUGCUUCCUCGCGCUCUUCUGGGGGAGCGCCGCCCCUCCCGCCCGGGCGACCGGGACCUCCUCCUCUGCCGCCCACGCCGGCCGUGGGGGACGACCACAGCACGCCUCGGCUACCCCAAAGGAACAGCUCGCUUCACAGCAAUUCCCCACAUGCCCGCACGGGACCCCUCCCUCCGCCGCCCAACGAGAGGCCGCCAUCCUUCGGAAGAAACCAAAGUUCACCACGCGCAGGGCCGCUUCCUCCGCCGCCACCCGUGGGUCGCAAUGUGGGCGGCGGCAGCGUGAGGUCAUCGCCGGGGCACUCUCCGAUCGGACGGCUGGGGUCGGAUUCCCCCCGUGGCGGCCCCGGUGGCAGACCCCCUCUGCCUCCGGACAGACCCGGAGCCGGGGGCGCACCUCCUCCGCCGCCGCCGCCGCCCAUGGGCAACGGUUUCCUCAACUCUCACCACAACCAGACUCACGAUGACUGGGCGGCCCGCUUCACUUUCCACCCGGUGUCGGACCUGCCACCGCCUGAGCCGUACCAGGCCUUCCACAAGAUCUACCCCAGCAAGAUAGGCAAGGCGGACGGCAGAGGUUCGGGUAAAAAGGAACGAGGCGCUCCCCCUCUUCCUCCUACACCCAGGUGAAGAUGACGAAGGCAAACACGCCAAGUGGACCAAAAGGACGGACGACAAAAGCGUUAAGAGAGGGGGGGGAUAAUGUUUUUGUUUGGAAGAGUUUUAUCCACUAAUCAGACUAUCACAAGAUUCCAGUUCAUGCUUUGCCUAAUAUUUUAAUUAUUCCACAACGUGUGAGAAGAAGUCGCACAAAACCAAUCAAAGUGUGACCGUGGCUUUAACGACGGCACACCUGCGGUCACUCAGCUUCCUCAGGGGAUCCCCUUUUUUUGUCCUUUUUUUCGGCUUCAAAUGCGGCGAGUGGAAUCCGCGUUCAUAUCGUGCCUUUUCCCUGUCGGCCUGCUUCACCGCGUGGAAGGAGAUCCGCCAGGGAUGACCCCGUGUGCCUUAAGAGCAGAUAAUAUAUGACAGAAAAUGAGAGUAUUAUGCAGAUAAAAAGCGUCGUUAAAGGUCGGCCCUGCCGCUGCUGCGUCGGAGGGAACGCCAUGAUUUAGCCAAAGUGCGUUUACUUAAGUGUGAGUGUUCCUGAACGCUACUUUUCCUUCCUUUCCUGAUUGCACACCUUUGGUUCAAGUCUUUAAUGGCUGUUGUUGUUGUUGUAAUUGCACACGGCACUGAUUCUUCUAUCCUGCUGGUUUGUUGUGAACGAGCCACCUGUUGGACCAUGAAGGACCUGUGUGUGUGUCUGUUUGUAUGUGUGUGUGUCCGAGGAAGUGUUAGCGAGGGGUUUGUUGUUCCAACACCCGUGCAGUAUUAUGUUGUUUGAGCGUUACACAACAACGCUUUGGUCUAUUGCAUCCAUGACGGGUUAAUUGUGCACAAAGUGGCUCGGACUUUUGUUUUACACGACAAUCAGAAGUGAAAUAAACUUAUAGUUCCACCCCG